This is a messenger RNA of Protopterus annectens (West African lungfish), 2148 nucleotides long. RefSeq names its product C-C motif chemokine receptor 7 (gene CCR7). Gene Ontology annotation, cellular component: membrane. The transcript has 3 exons. Gene Ontology annotation, biological process: chemotaxis; inflammatory response; G protein-coupled receptor signaling pathway. Bases 114 to 1277 code for a protein of 387 amino acids. Gene Ontology annotation, molecular function: chemokine (C-C motif) ligand 21 binding; chemokine (C-C motif) ligand 19 binding; C-C motif chemokine 19 receptor activity. The record is from RefSeq and is a predicted model, not a curated record. NCBI's taxonomy places the organism in Eukaryota, Metazoa, Chordata, Ceratodontiformes, Protopteridae.
GUAAGGAAACCACUGCAAGCUUUAAAGGCAAGCAGUCAUAUCUUGUAGCAUCAGUGUGGUUAUAGCAAGAGAGGAGUUAAGGAGAAUCUUCGCAACUUUUCUUGUCUUUUGAUAUGAUGGGUAACAAAAAAGGACUACAAGUAGUCUUCAAACUCAUCACCAUUAUUAUCCUAACAUCUUGUCAGCAGGGCUGCUGCAGUGAUGACAAUGAUACAGAAAACACACCUUCUGAAUACGAUUAUGACCCAAACACCACUACGGAUUAUGGCUCCUACAUUACCAUGUGUGAGAAAUCAAAUGUCCGGACCUUUAGAUCAAUAUUCCUUCCUAUUGUUUAUUCCAUCAUUUGCUUCCUAGGCCUUCUUGGAAACAUGCUUGUAAUGAUAACAUUUCUUUACUUUAAAAGGCUGAAGACAAUGACUGAUGUGUAUCUACUGAAUCUGGCUGCAGCUGAUAUUUUAUUUGUCCUAACACUUCCAUUUUUGGCUACAAGUGUUGCAAAAGAAUGGAUUUUUGGAAACGUGUUUUGUAAAGUUGUACAAUGCAUCUACAAGUUGAGUUUCUUCAAUGGCAUGAUACUGCUUAUGCUCAUAAGCAUUGACCGCUACUUUGCAAUUGUACAGGCAGCAACAGCACACCGUCACCGUGCCAGAACCAAUUUCCUAGGAAAGAUAUCUUGCAUUUUAGGCUGGGUUAUAUCAUUCGUGCUUUCUACACCAGAACUGGCACGCAGUGGUGAAAAAUUAAUUGAUGGUAAAAAUCGAUGUACUUACAUCACAGAAAACUUCUUAGAAUUUACUGGACGUGUACAAAUACCACAAAUGAUUGUGGGUUUUGUAGUCCCCCUGUUUGUAAUGUUAUAUUGUUAUACUGUCAUCAUCAAAACAUUGCUUCAGUCACGGAAUUUUGAAAGAAAUAAAGCCAUCAAAGUUAUUAUUGCAGUGGUCCUUGUUUUCAUAUGUUUUCAGGUGCCAUACAACAGCAUUGUGCUACUAAAAACCAUUGAAUCUUUUAAUGCAACCAACACAAACUGCAAAUUCAGUAGAGAAGUGGAUAUUGCAGAAGAUGUCACCUACAGUCUGGCCUGUGUCCGAUGUUGCUUGAACCCAUUUUUGUAUGCCUUCAUUGGUGUCAAGUUCCGCAAUGAUUUAUUGAAGCUACUUAAAGAACUGGGAUGCAUGACACAAGAGCAGAUGUUCAGAUUAUCAACCUUGAGAAAAAAACAAAGAUCAUCUUUUGCAACAGAAACAGAUACCACCACUACAUUUUCACCUUGAAACAUAUAAAGCUAUUUAAAUUAAGACUUGUUUUGAAUAUAAUUUCUGUGGUAGAAAUUUUUCAAAGCUCAUGCAUCAGUGCUGAAAUUCUGUUUCUUCCAAGUGGAAAAAUGCAGACUGAAUGAUGACCUUAUGAAACUUUUAGCAGCUGCUAACCUUGAAUCUCAUGUGUCUCCUCUGUGAUCAUUCAACAUCAUUUGAUUUGUGCAAUGUGAUUAAAGGUUUGAUAAUAUUAUAGAAGAUUUUAAAACAAAAUUUGGGAAAUAUUUUUGAUGCUACAUAAACAUAUUUUAAAUACAGAUGCAUACACCUCAUCAAGGUACCACAUCACCACCUCCAAAUUUCCUCUUAACACUCCACCCCUUCUAGUGCCAAUCCUACCUCUCACUCAUUGCCCAACUCCACUCUGGUGUUAUGCUACAUACAUUUCAGUUUUUCAAUACAUCUUAUGCAAAUCAAAUAUAAAAUUCAGUUGCUGAACUAUACAUUAUAUUAGAAUUAUGCAUAUAAUUCCAACUGCAGAUGAAUCAGUAUUGUUGAUGGUUUCUGCCCAUUGAGUGACCCUGCAUAAACUGCAUUCCUUUACAUAAAAAAUAAAGGAUCUCAGUUAUGGGUUACACAGUGGUGCAGUCGUUAGUAUUACUACCCUGAAGUCCUUGGCUCACUGUUAUGGUUCACAGCAGAGGUGCCUUCUGUGUGGAGUUUGCAGUACCUCCCUAUGUCUGUGUGGGUUUUCACUGGAUGCUGUAGUUACCGUUCAUCUCUCAAGUACAUGUCAAUAACAGAAUCCAUUAAGAAAAUAGAUAAUUGUCUAAAAUGCCUGUAGAUAUGUGUGCAGUAUACGAGUGAAUGUGUAUAUGGUCCUUCAACC